Xylona heveae TC161 is the source of this 2390-nucleotide messenger RNA. RefSeq lists its product as hypothetical. The transcript has 3 exons. Lineage: Eukaryota; Fungi; Ascomycota; Xylonomycetes; Xylonales; Xylonaceae. Bases 156 to 2234 code for a protein of 692 amino acids. The record is from RefSeq and is a predicted model, not a curated record.
CGUUUCCAAGGUGAACACUGCACAAUAACUCCGAGCUUGCCCAUUGUCGCGCUGCUAACUGAUGGCUUCUUGCAGCAUGGCGAAAGAUUCUCAAGGACCUGAUCAACUAUUUUCGUGAACUUCAAAGCUCCUAUGAGAGCCGCGCCAAGUCGCUAAUGAAGGUCUCAAAUGUUAUCAACAACACCAGUGCCCCCUCAGUCUUCUUGGUUGAGGGUGGUAUCGGCGAUGCUAGUCACAUUUUACGGACCUAUCACAAACAGGCACUGGCCGAGGGUCAGAAGGCCAAAGAUAUCGAAAAUGAUGUCAUUAUUCAGCUUUCAGGCUUGCGCAGCGAUCUCGGCCAGAAGAUCAAGGAGAUCAAGAAUCUCUCGGGGGAUUUCAAAAAUUCGGUUGACAAGGAAAUGGAUGGCACCCGAAAGGCCAUCAGUAGCUUACAGGAAGCCUUGAGCUUGAUCGACACUGACCCCCAUGCCAUCGCCGGUAAGGGCGAUCCUUAUCUGGCCCGUCUCGGUGUCGACAGACAGGUUGAGAAACAGAUUGAUGAGGAAAAUUAUCUGCACCAGGCCUUCCUCAACCUCGAGGGCUCUGGGCGUGAGCUCGAGUCCAUCAUCGUUGGGGAGAUUCAAAAGGCAUACAAUGCGUAUGCUGGGAUCCUCAAACGUGAGGCCGACGAAGCGUACGAUGUCGUUGAGCGAUUGCGCAGUGGCCCGAUUGCAAUGGCCAAGGAUUACGAAUGGACAUCAUUUGUGGAGAACGAUCCACACUUUGUGGACCCCAAGCUGUCUCUCAGAAAGCCAGAGAAUAUUAUAUAUCCUGGACAGCAUCACCCAGCGGCCGCAGAGGUUCGGGCUGGGAUGCUUGAGCGCAAGAGCAAAUAUCUGAAGAGCUAUACACCCGGCUGGUACGUGCUAUCGCCGACGCAUUUGCACGAAUUCAAGUCGGCCGAUCGGGUUAAUUCUCAACCACCUGUCAUGUCUUUAUACCUCCCCGAGCAGAAGCUUGGCUCACACUCUCAGCCUGGCUCGUCAUCUCACAAGUUUAUGCUCAAGGGCCGUCAGACUGGCUCGAUGCACCGUGGUCACUCGUGGGUUCUGCGAGCGGAAACGCAUGAAACCAUGCUCGCAUGGUAUGAAGACAUCAAAUCUCUUACCGAGAAGACGGGAGAGGAGAGAAAUGCAUUUGUCAGGAGUCACGCACGCAGCCUCAGUACCGGCAGUCAAAGGGCUCCUUCGGUCAGUAGUGAGGGCGCAAUGGAAGAGGACGAGGCAGACGCAGUGCCUUAUUCGGCAAAUGCAUCUCUUGUUAACCAAGCGGUCAAGCCCGACACCUCGCAGCGCCCGCAACCAGGUGGGCGCUUCCCAAGUGAUCUUCAGGUCAAUCGAGGCUUACAGGCUCCGCUCUCACCUUCUAGCGGGAGUUCCGACCCUGAUCGUGACAUCAUAGCCGCCGCAGGCGCGCUCCCCGGUCAACAGUUCCACAGCGAUCAAGACCGCGAACAAUAUGGUUUCACCGAAGACAGAGCCGAAAAGCCAGGCGCUGGCGUUGGCACAGACUAUGGGGCCUACGGUCAGGAGCAGGGAUCGCAUGGAUAUCAACCAUAUCAAGCAUAUAAUUCGGAUCAGCCCGAUCACACGGCAACUCAGCCUUAUGGUGCGAACCAGUAUCAGAAUCACCCUGCCGUUUCGGGUCCAAACAGUCGCCAAGAUCAUGAUCCCUCUUACGGAGGAUGGGCAGGCCCAGCUGCUGCUGGCGUUGGAGGUGCGGCUGUUGGAGUUGCCGGCGCGGAAGCGUAUCGACAACACCAGCGUGACCACGAACCCCCACAGGACGAGAAUGGAGGCACUUUUGCAACUCACGAGAAAUAUCAACCGGGCGUUGCCGAAAACGCUCCAAUUGUUGUUGGCGGCACCUCAAAUUCACAGAGCUCUGAGGGAGGCGCAGGCGCAGGCGAAAGUUCGGCCACGGAGUCGGCUGCUAACACGCUGCCCACCAGCGUUGAUAACAACUUCGAGGACGCUUCGAAAGGGAAUCACUCGUCCUUUGGCACUUCUGUUGAAACUGGCCUGGGCCAGUCCCAACCGGAUGUGUCUUCAGAGCCAGCCGCAGCUAUCAGCUCACAGACCAGCAAAUCGUUCACCGCUCCGGAAGUGAUCUCUGGUAGUCAUACCGUGCAGCCGGGUGAAGGUCAUAUGCACAUCCCGGGCGAAUUUCCCCCAACUCCAGCUGGUGCUUAGAGGUCUCGGUCUCGCUCUGUACUGUCUGAUGAUAAGCAUCGAGAUGAUUGCCCGCUUUCCGCCUAUUCAUCUGUGAUCAUCUCGACGAAAUUGUCCAAUGGCUUUGGUAUUGACUGCUCUUGCGUUCUUUGCUGUUGACUGCCACGCCGCAUGGUC